This is a messenger RNA of Nothobranchius furzeri (turquoise killifish), 3646 nucleotides long. RefSeq names its product trypsin. NCBI's taxonomy places the organism in Eukaryota, Metazoa, Chordata, Actinopteri, Cyprinodontiformes, Nothobranchiidae. Gene Ontology annotation, molecular function: serine-type endopeptidase activity. Gene Ontology annotation, biological process: proteolysis. The record is from RefSeq and is a predicted model, not a curated record.
GGCACUCCUUGUUGUUUCCAGUAGUGAAUGGUUGUCACGGGGUGGAGUUCACUUCCAUCAUGAGGAUCGAGCUGCUUACCUGUGGAGUCCUGCUCCUGGCCCUCUCGGCUCCAGGAAGUUAUGCACAGAUAAGUGGGUCGCGGGGGGUGCUGGUGCCUAUCUCAAGCGGUCAACGGGCAAUCAGGCAGGGCACACCCUGGACAGAGAGCCAGUCCAUCGCAGUUUGUGGCGUCGCUCCACUCAACACAAAAACCAGGAUUGUUGGGGGUCAGGAUGCGACUGCGGGGGCGUGGCCCUGGCAGGUCAGCCUAUUCAGAGGGGGACAUUUCUGUGGCGGCUCUCUGAUCAACAGCCAGUGGGUUCUAACAGCCGCCCACUGCUUUCCCAGCACCAGCACUGCAAAUUUGAUUGUUUAUCUGGGACGACAUACUCAGAAAAUCCAGAAUCCCAAUGAGGUUUCCAGCACAGUGUCCCAGAUAAUCAAACAUCCAAACUACGACAGCCAAACCAACGACAACGACAUCACCCUGCUGCAGCUGUCCUCUCCUGUGACCUUCACCAACUACAUCACACCCAUCUGUCUGGCAGCAUCAGGCAGCUACUUCCCCGCUGGGCUGGACAGCUGGGUCACGGGCUGGGGAUACAUCAGAAGUGACGUUCCCCUACCAUCCCCUCAGGCACUGCAGGAAGUGAAUGUCCCUAUAAUGUCCAAUUAUCAGUGCAUGGCUGACUACAGCCCAGACCCAAUCACAAGCAACAUGAUUUGUGCUGGUCUGCCUCAAGGAGGAAAAGACUCCUGUCAGGGGGACUCUGGAGGCCCAUUGGUUGCAAAAAAUGUCACUCGGUGGGUCCAAGCUGGAAUUGUGGGUUUUGGAAAUGGCUGUGCUCAGCCGAACUUCCCGGGAGUCUACACACGUGUAUCUAUGUACCAGUCCUGGAUCAACAGCCAGAUCACCGGUGAUCAGCCAGGCUACAUCAACUACGGGACCGACUCCAAAUCAGCAGCUCACGUCAUCUCCCUCUCAGUCCCUCUGCUGCUGUCCGUCUUACUCUCACUGUUAGUCCUCUUAUGAGCCUCUGUGAUGUUAGCUGUGAACUUUUUUAAUUUAAUGAGCAAAAAAUGGAAAGUAUUUUAUGUUGCUCCAAUUGCUCCUCUGGUACCAUGUAUUUCAACUGUGCUACCUUGACCCCUCAGCUGAUGAGCUCGGUUAAAUCACUUGAUGUAAAAAUUGAUGCUUCACACAGUUUUGUUUAUCACGUAAUUCUGGUUGUGAGUUCUUCAUCUUAUCACCCAAGACGAUAAGCUCAGGGAAAGCCUUUUAUUUUCUAGUGGGAUUGGAAAACAGUCAUCCACGCCUUUGUAACUUCACAUUUGGAUUAUUGCAACUCCCUAUUAAUAGAGGUUAGUCAGAACACUCUGUCUUGCCUGCUCCUGGUGCUAAAUGCUGCAUCACGUUUUUUAACUGGCAAAAGAACAUUUGAGCAUAUUCCUCCAAUCAUGGCCUCUUUACUUUUGCUCCAACUGAUUUUAGAGAUGGAUUUAAAAUACUUUUAUUGGUGUUUAAAGGUAUAGUUGAUUAUAUUCGGUCACUCUGAGUUUUUCAUGCAAGCUGAAAGUGAAAAUACUCUUCCACACCUAUCUCCUGCAUUAGCUUCUGAAGGAAGAUAUACUGUGAAAAUCUAGUACUUGAAAAUUCGCGCAGCUCUACGUCAUGCUGUGAAUAAGCAUUCAUAGACUCACCAAUCUUAAUUCACAUUGGAGAAGGCUGUUGUAUUAUCAUCCGGUAAUUAGCAGCAGAAGUCUUGGAUACUUUAAGCUAACCGUUAGCGUUAGCAACUUCACCACACGGCAGACGCUUCUGCAGGCUUGUUUUACUUGUGUAGAUAAAACAUCCAUGUUGCAAGUCAGUGGUAGAGUCGCAUUGCCGUUAUCCAGUUUGGGGUGAGACGUCCAAAUAUCAGCAAAGGCUCCAAAACCUGCCGUCUGAAGCUCAGCUGUGAUGUGGGAACUUUUAGGUUGGAGAUAAUAUGCACCAGUAUGUUUGCUGAAGAAGAAGAAGAAGAAGAAGAAGAAGAAGAAAUCAUUUCUAUAGCGCUUCUCAAGUAAAAAUUACGAGGUGCUUCACAAAAACAAAAAAUGUAAAAAAUAUAAAAAAGCAUUUAGAAAAUGGUUAAAAAUGUAUAAUGAGCAAAAAAUAGACAAUUGUGAUAAAAAUAUGUAAAGAAAGAGAGAGAGUGAACAGGAAAGAGGGAAAUCAGUGGAUCCUGAGGAAGGUGGAAUAGGUGGGGAGAGCAGAAUAAAGAGAGUGGUGAAGAAGGUCAUACAAAAGUCAGCUUGAACAGGUGAGUCUUCAGCUGCUUUUUAAAGGAGACCACUGAGUCCACUGAUCUCAGGCUCAGGGGGAGAGAGUUCCAGAGUCUGGGGGCCACAGCAGCAGAUUAUCUGUCACCUUUGGUCUUUAGCCUGGUGCUGCACAACCAGUAGGCUUUGAUCACUGGACCUCAGGGACCUGCUGGGGGUGUAGGGACUAAGAAGAUCACCAGUGUAAGAUGGUGCUUGUUCUCCCUGGGACUGACUUACAAGGCAUUCAUUCUUACUAGAGACUUCUGCAAAUAUAUUGAUUAAGCAAGUCACCCACUCCUUCAAGUCAUUAAAUGAUUUGGCAUAUGUUAACUUGUCCAGUUUGCUUUAGCCUUAUGUCCCCUUCUUCACUCCGGUUAGUUGAUCAGCUGUUACAGAGCAAGGCUACAGAGCUUUAGACCUAAAGAGACCAAGCUUUCUCGGUUAUGGCUCCAUGGUCUUCACCAGACAGUCUUCUGUGGUGGCAGUCUUUAAAUCCAAACUUACUUUUAUUAGCUGAUUUUUAGUUUAGUUGGCAUCUGACUGUUAUCUUACCAUGUAUGCUUUGUUUUGUUUUUGUUGUACCUUUUAAAUUUGUGCUGUAAAGCCCUUUUGUGGACCACAUAUUGUUUUUAAAGUGAUAAACAAAUAAAUGAUGGUAUGGUUUAGAUAAAUUAAAUCAAGUAAUCUUUUUAAAAAUGUAUAAUUAAAUAUUGACAUUUUUCAGGAAGUAAAUUGUUGGCAUAAAGUGUCAUGUUAGAUUUAGUUUUUUUUAAUAAUCACUAAAUACUCCCAAAACCAUACAAAACAAUCAAACCAAGUUAAAGUAGAUCAAAAUCAUAAUCUUUUUCAGAAAUUUAAGAUGUAACAAAAAAGCAAUAAAACAAUCAUAAAAUCAAAGUAGAAAUUAAUUUGAACAGAAUAAAGAUAUUUUAGAAACACAAUGAAAAAGCAGAUAUUGUUCAGUAAUUCAGGCUGACAUGUUUAGUCCCAGUUUGAAUAAAAUACUUUUCAAAUUCAUAGUUUUUUAUUCUGUAAUUAAAUCAAUAAUAAACAGUUGAGUCAGCUUUGAGAGCUUACACAUUUGUUUCUUUUGGGUUUAAUUAAUGAGGAUUUAAAUAUGAAUUAAUUAUAAGGACUGAUUGUAGCUAUUUUGGUACUCUUUAGGUUCUAGAGAAAUUCAUCCUGAUUUUGUCCUGAAGCUGAUGUUUGCUGAUGUCUAAGUGGAAAAUCUCAGGAAGGAUGUAUUUGGAAUAUGUUUGUGAAGUUUCUGAAGUGUAAAUACUAAAAGCUUGCAUUAAUGAA